AUGCGUAUCUACCAGGCAUGGCUUUGCUUGACUACGAGUUCCUCGCCUCCCUGGAACUGUGUCGACACUUUAGGGGGUCAUGUGAGGCGAACUGCACGCGGUACUACCAGCACCGAUGGGGGGGUGCCGCUCUGCCCGAACCUGGAUCACAAGUGCUGCGUUCCGUCAUCAGUAGGUGGCGAUUCUAGCAAUGACACUACUACACCAACAUCAACGACGGUGAUGACAACAACAGUGCCUACUACAACGACGACGACGGCGAAGAUGAUGUCGCUUGACACUGGAGCGUCUACCGGAGGAUUUGUAUUGAACGCUGGGCAGAAUUCGGAGUGCGGUCGGACAAACCCGAUUCACCGCCGGAAGAGGAUCGUUGGCGGAAGUGUUGCCGAGCCAGGGGCGUGGCCGUGGCUGGUGGCCUUGAGAUCAGCGCUUGGAGGUCACGUGUGUGGCGGUGCACUGAUUGGUCAACAAUGGGUUGUUACAGCUGCUCACUGCUUCAGACAAUUUAUGUCUCCAAACAUGUGGCGUAUUAGAACUGGAGAAUAUCAUCUCUUACGCACUGAUGACAGCGAGGAAGAUCUUCCUAUUUCCAAUAUUUUUGUGUUCCCACAGUAUCAGUUUAACCCCAGUAACUCCUCCGACGACAACAGCACUAACCAGUACGUCCGCUACAAACACGACAUCGCCUUGGUCAAGCUCAGAGAGACUACCAAUACCAUGCCCAUAUGUAUCGCGCAACCGGAUGUUGGGGACCCGGAUGAGAACCAUUCCGGCUCCGGUCCAAGUGCUGGUUCCGGUGUUGAUCCGUUCCUGACCAUGGGGAGAAUUGAGAGGAGAGGCGACUGCUGGGUGACGGGAUGGGGAUAUACAAAUGAUGAUACAAGCGACAUGGUGAUGAGGCAGGUCCAUGCAGAUCUCGUUGGACACCGAGACUGCGGCGAGAUGUGGCACACACAGCUGGAUGAUGACAUGAUCUGUUUUGGAGAUGGCGUGCACGGUCCGUGUCAGGGCGAUUCCGGCGGUCCCUUGUCUUGUCGGUACAAUGGCAAGUUCUACCUCACUGGAGUCGUGUCCUGGGGGACUGAGAACUGCGACGUCAGUGGCUACCCAAGCGUUUUCACGCGUAUCAACGCCUACCACGACUGGAUCCAGAAUGUCAUGGAAGAAAAUAGGGGGUGAAAGACAGUUGUGCAAUCGGAGUUAGCGUUGAUGAAGACCAUGGCCAUAGAUUGAUGCUGAAGAAAGUCUCCUUGAAGAAUUCUAAACGGUUUGGAACAAUCUCAAUUCUGGAUAUUCUACAAGAGAUUCGUUGAUAUCUAUGGGAUUCAAGUCACAUUACAGCUAAACAACGAGGUUAAAAAUAUUUCAAAACGAUUUAGCUGAUAUAUUAUAAAAACGGGACAGUCGUGGGAAUGCUUGAAUAUAGUUCUGUGUGAUCGGAAAGACUUCAAAUUGGAAAGGAACCGAAACGUUCCUGAAUGUGUUGAACUUUACGAAAGAACUUUAUUGGUUUAUGAAAUGACUGCAUUCAAAAAUACCACAACACAAAAUAUGAGUCUUUCCUACAAUCACAAGGCAUAUCCUUCUGGAUAAUGUACGAUUUGGUCUCAUGAUCGACUUACACGAUGACAUCCGAAAGACUGCUAAAACAUACACGUAACUGCAGAAGGCAUACAUAAAGGCAAUCAGUUCUGUUAUACGUAUCAAUUCUAUGCGACAGAAACGUAACACAUGUUUCUUACGUUCAGCUUGUUUACAAGUAUAAUUAUAUAUAGCGUUAAGAGUUUUCGUUUGAAAACAUGAAACAUGCAUACUCAAAUAUAACAAUACUUCAAAGGCACACUUACACCUGACAAUGCUUCAAAGCUGAUACUGCAUGGGGAAAAUAUGCACGAAAUAUGUUCAUUAUCUUUGUGAUAUUACCCGCGAAGGAUUUAACUGCAGUUAGGACAAUUUUAGAGACGUCAAAAUCUUUAAAAUAAUUUGUAUAGAAGCUCAAAGCUAUAUUUCAUUCUAUUAGUGCAAUUGUGUAAGCACCCAUAUCUCAAGGUAUAUUUCUUUAGUGUGUUCGCCAUGUAUUUGGGUUUCACUUUCAAAUAAACAUCAUACACGAAA
Messenger RNA from Haliotis rubra (blacklip abalone), 2115 nucleotides. RefSeq names its product serine protease 30-like. NCBI's taxonomy places the organism in Eukaryota, Metazoa, Mollusca, Gastropoda, Lepetellida, Haliotidae. Gene Ontology annotation, molecular function: serine-type endopeptidase activity. Gene Ontology annotation, biological process: proteolysis. The coding region runs from base 1 to 1179 and encodes 392 amino acids. The record is from RefSeq and is a predicted model, not a curated record. The transcript has 8 exons.